AUGAUCGUGAAAGAUGAUAAUGCAACUGUUGCGGCUGUUUUGAAGACCAAGGGACGCAUCAAAUGCUCUCAACCUGGGUGUACAAAAUCCUUUAGCAAUAAAGCAGGAUAUGAUUAUCAUGUGAAAAGAUGUGGGGUGAAUCCUGAAGAUAUCCAGAAAUACUACUGCCCUCACUGUCCAGAUAAGGUUUAUACAAGUAAAGCUGGUUUGGAUAUUCAUCGGAGAACAAUUCAUGAAACACCUGAACCUAUUCUAGACCAAGGACAGGAUCUCGGAAGACAUCGUCAACGCAAAGCUGCUCAGAAAGCUUUGGCUCAGGUGAAGCUUUUGAAGGAUGCAAUAUGUGAUGUUCCAGGUAUCAUAAAAAAGGAUAGUCAAAAAAAACGCAAGCGGGAGUUGGAUCGAGAUGACUUUUUGCCAGAAGAUGGUGAGUCUGAAGAUGAUGAUGAUGAGGAUGAUGACUGUGAUGAAAUCAAUCGCUCAUCACUCAGAUGGGACAUCAAGCGAAAUGCAAAGUUACAUAAGAUGUCAUAUUACCACCACUGUGAAAGAUUAUGUUUGAUGCAGGAAAUACUAUUCCCUGGUCUUAGGAGCAAGGUAUCUACAUGGCCUAAAAUUCUAGAAAGACCUGAUGACAUGACUUCUGAGAGCCUUGGAAAAGUAAUUCAAGAUGGCACUAAGAAAGGUGUAGAAAGUUUGUCAUCAUUGCCAUUAUAUAGUGCAACUGAGAUCAAACAUGACACCAAAAAUGGUGUAAAAGAGUUGAGUGAAGGGCAUGAUUUAAGAUCAUUGGGUAAACUAUUCUAG
Molecule: messenger RNA, 807 nt
Organism: Lytechinus pictus (painted urchin)
Lineage: Eukaryota; Metazoa; Echinodermata; Echinoidea; Temnopleuroida; Toxopneustidae
Exons: 8
Coding region: 1-807 (268 amino acids)
Source: RefSeq, a predicted model, not a curated record